UCCCCUGAAGAACAAUGUGGGGCUGGGUGGCUGUGUGAGCACCUGUUUGCUGCUUGCAGGCUGUCACCAUGAGGGAGCAGCGCUAAGUGGAUGUGACUGCUCUGAUUGCACUCCGCGGGAAAGCGAGAAGAAAUAGCCUACCUCUGAUCAUCAACGCGUCAUAUAAUGUUUCAGCGGACGCCCCUCCCCCUGUCUCGUUUUUUCCCCUCACUCAACCUCUCCUUUGACUCACAGAGGCGGCUCACCACUGGUGCACGGACCGUGGAGAAUACGGGCAGAAGAUGGCUGACUUAGCCGGGCACCGCAAGCCCUCGGCGGCAUCGCCAGCGUCACACGGGCCGCUGAAAAGCUGCAAGACAUCCGCCGUCUGGCGACUGUAAACAGCUGCCGCUGCCUCUCUCACCCCCUCCUCUCCCUUCCUCACCGCAAAUAUUGACAGAAGUAUCACAGAGAAAACAUGGCAGAGAUGGAAAAAGAGGGCAGACCUCCGGAAAAUAAAAGAAGCCGAAAACCAGCUCACCCGGUGAAAAGGGAGAUAAAUGAAGAGAUGAAGAGUUUUGCAGAGAACACCAUGAACGAGCUGCUGGGCUGGUACGGCUAUGACAAGGUGGAGCUGAGAGACUCUGACAACCUGGACAUCGGGGAGACGCCACAGCACAUCUCUGUCCUCAAAGAGAACUUGUUGCCAAAAAUCCCACCUUCAACAGAGAGUGGUGAAGGCUCUCCGGAUCGAGCCAACAGCUCCCAGUCUUUGCCAGCGUCCAGGAACGGAGUCACAGAGCCGUCCACCUCCACGCCCAUCACCAAGGAGCAUGGCAACCUGCCCAUCAUUGUCCCCAUGAUCCCCCCACCACUGAUCAAGCCCCCUGCAGAUGAAGAUGCAUCCAAUGUGCAGAUCAUGUGCGCCUGGUGCCAGAAGGUUGGUGUCAAACGCUAUUCUCUGAGCAUGGGGAGUGAGCUGAAGAGCUUCUGCAGUGAGAAGUGCUUCGCCGCCUGCCGUAGAGCCUAUUUUAAGAGAAAUAAGCUGGGAUAUGUAAGGAAUUACGCUGCGAGAGACGACGAUGGCCUCGGUGGGAAAUUACCCCAGCACAGCUUUACUCAGGACACGCCCAGGCUUGUCUUCAAGACAAACAGCGAUGUGCUUGUGUGUGACUGGUGCAAACAUAUUCGCCACACUAAGGAGUACCUGGACUUUGGUGCUGGUGAGCGAAGGCUGCAGUUCUGCAGUGCCAAAUGUCUGAACCAAUAUAAGAUGGACAUUUUCUACAAGGAGACCCAGGCUGCGCUGCCUGGAGCACUGUGUAACCCAGGACAUGGGACUGGUGGGGAUGGUAAGCUGGAGUGUGGUGGAGGGGUACAGCUGCUCACUCCUGAAUCUUGGGGAACGCCAUUAACGGACCUCCGUCGUAAAGCUCCGUCACCAGGGGGGCCUUCCACCACCUCUGCUUUGGCCCCUUCCACUUCCUCUGCCACCUCGCCCUCAGACACUGCUGCCCUCUGCUCCCCAUCCUCUUCCUCCUCAAACAAGAUCCCCACACCCAGGCCCCACGAGAGCCCCACACUUCCCCCUCCGCCUGUUCCCAGUUUGCACCCACCUGUCGGGGUUCCCUCUGGUAGUCCUCCCAUGGUGAUGACACCCCGGGGACCCAUGCCCCUGCCCCUGUUCAUGGAGCAUCAAAUGAUGCAGCAUAUCCGUCCACCAUUUCUUCGUCCCUCUGCCCACCCAGCAGGGCCCAAUAGCCCCUUGUCAAACCCUAUUAUCCCUGGUAUUGGUCCACCACCUCCCCCUAGGACCAUUGGUCCAGCAUCAAGCCCCAUGCACAGGCCCCUGCUGUCUCCACAUGUCCACCCCUCAUCCAAUCCAAACCCUGGCAUGAUGCCUCCCCAUCCUGGACUCUCCAUGCCGGGCAUGCCCCCUUUCCCACCAAUCAACAUGAUGCCCAAUGGACGCAUUCCUCUGCCCCCAAUGAUGAACUUUGGCAUGCCAUCCUUAGCCCCUUUGGUACCCCCACCAACUCUCUUGGUCCCUUACCCUGUCAUUGUACCCCUCCCAGUCCCAAUUCCUAUUCCAAUCCCAAUUCCCUUCAGUCCCAAAGCUUCCAGGGACCAGCCGGAGAGAAGUGGCUCCGUCCGAAGUGCUCCAGAGUCCUCUGAAGCUUCAGCUUCUAGGCUCCACUCUCCAGGUUCCUCUGGAGGUGACAGAGGGGAGCAGAAAGUAGAGCCCGCUGGUACAGAGCAUCUCUCUCCUGUACGCUCUGAGAGAAGCAGGACAGCGUUGGUGGACUUGACUGUGAAGGCAGAGGACAAUUCGGGCAACCUGUGUCUAAGCAGCGGCCCCGGACCGAUGGAUGGAGUGAUUGAUCUAACGGUGGGCCAGAGGUCAUGCCAACAGCAGGUAAUUCAGAGGAUGCUACCUGGGGUCCAGGUCAAAGUAGAGGCAGAGGCUGACUCAAGAUCUCCACCAGCUACUGGGUUGGGGAGGGAAGGGAAGGGUAGUCGUGAUGGGGGGGAAGGGGCCCUCUCACAUGGCCUCCUCAGUGCUACAGAGCUGGAAGGGGCCCCACUCCCAAGCACACUGGAAUCAUCAGGCCCACCCUCCAGCAACAGCAGCCCUUCUUGCAAUGCAGAUCCUCCAGUGAGCCUGCUAAAUCCCUGUAUCUCCAAUCUUACCCCACCACCCUUACCUAGCACAGCACGGACCCAGCCACAACCCCUGCCCCAGCUCCAAACUAGCCCUGCUGCCCCAUGUAAUGUCAUAGUCAAUGGUACGGGAUGGCAUUCGCUUCCCCCUCCUGCCUUUGAGUCUUGCCCUGACCGGAUAGGAGACAGCGUUACAGGAGAAGGAGAGGCAGAGGAGCAGCCAGCCAAUGGUGAGCUAGAGCGUGAAGCACUGAAAGAGAACAAUUGCUCGGUCGGAGAUUGGGAGCCGGGGAGGCGGGGCCCAGUGCAAGACGAGAUGGCGGACACAGUGGAGGGUAAGCCAGACCCUGACUCCAACUUGGAGGAGGGUGAGCACGCCUAUGCCCUGCCACUGCUGUCUACCGGAGGCUGUGUUGUCAUCCAGCCUGUGCCAAAGCCCAGCGCUGACAAGACAGCCAUCCUGUCCUGCUCCAUCAGUGCCCCUGUAUCAGCAGCCGGGAGCCCCGAGUUGGAGCCGCCACUGAAGAGGAGGUGUCUGCGAAUCCGCAAUCAAAACAAAUGAGAUGGACGCUCUGAGGACCACAGUGCCAUCAAUGACACUCACUUGUCCACCCCCACCUCCAAAUCCCACUCCUCCCAACUACACCACCGCACGCGUGCACACACAAACAAUUUUCUCGUCCUCACUCAUCGUCCAGUCUACCAGCACCACAAAUCGCCUUUGACGACUGAUGAGAGUCCAAUCAAACAUGUUGAUGUGUAUCAUAGUAGAGCGGACAGGACUCCUUUUGUCCGUGUGACAGACACUCUGAUGGACUGAACUUCUACAGACUUGAUGUCAUGGCCAGCAGGAUCACUUGAUCUUUGAACUGCAGACAGUGUCCCUGCAACAGGAGGACUUUACCCCGCUGCUUCUCUCCUCAUUUAGAGACUCUCAGCCCACACUGGCUCUUAUAGCUUAUCCACUCUCCCCUAUCAACCCAAAUGCUCCCCGAAUUGUCUGUUACUAUGGAACACACUAUGAGCUGCUGCUGGGACAUAGUGAAGGAGCCCCAUGGAGAGAUUUCCAUCCCUCAGUGAAAUGCUCCUAUUUCGGUCCAACCUAGUGCCACACCACAGGUACAAAAUCUCUGCUCCAGUAAGUGUUAUUUUUUCUCACAAGGCUUGUCACUAAGGUAUAGACUGGUUUCAUAAUGUUUCGAUUGUAGAGCCACAGAGCUGGCAAAAAUGGCAGAAAUUCUGUUGUAUUUUCUUGGCCUUUGCUUGUGCACAACCAGCAAAAAUGUACUUGCCAACCUAACGUGUUCUGGGUGAUUGUGAUGCGUGGUAGCUAAAAAGAAGCACAAGCAUGAAUACUGUUAAUGUAAUAUGACUGAAGGACAAUUUAAAAAGGUAUUUCAAUCAGAGGCUGCAAAACAGUCCUUGGACAUAAAAUCACCAAUUCUGUUGAGAGUUAUUCCGACUUAUUCAGUAAACUAAAGGAUCAAAUGUUCACCAGCAAUUAAUUUUCCUGUGGCAUCCCUUGGUUUGGUCUUAAAGUUCAUUGAACCUCAAUAUUUAUUGUUGCAUAGAAUGAGACAGAAUCAUGAUAAUCAUUCAUUCUACUGAGAGUUUUGCACCCUCGAGAAUGCAGAGUAUGCUUAUACAGUAAGUCGUGCUAGUAACAGUAAUGCUGCUGUUUCAAAGCUUACUGCACCUCCAAAAGAACUGGGAUGACAUGGCAAUGUAGAAACUCUGCCAACCUGCAAUGGGUACUUGCUACCGCAAGCUAGUUCUAAAUCUUUUCGACCGGUGAUGUUCCUGUAAUGGGUUAGUUUGAGACUGGCUGCACUGAAUUUGAAGGGGGCAGAGGGAAGCCAGCUCUUUCAUAAAUAAUUCUGUUGGGACCUUGAGGAAACUUGCUGAAGUAAUACUACAGAUAUAUUUCUACAAUAAACACACCAAGGAAAAACUCAAUUUGGAAAUAAUUUGAGAAAUAUUUAAAAUGUUGCCUCUUGGUUGUCCACCAAUCCUGCCAAGUUGCUUUAAUUUUAGUUUUAAGCCAAAUUUAAAGCCAGUGUUUUCCUUGAUUCAGUGUCAUGCUCUGUGUACAGCUUUUUGGGCACUUUAAGUAAAUGCAACACAACUGUCACCCAUCCAGUUUGAUCUGAUCUAGUUACACUGCAGCUUAAGCCUGUGAGCUAGGACUCCAUCAAACAAAGCCAGCAUUUAGUUUACACUCCUAUGGAGGAGGUACAUUGUACCAGUGCAAGACAAGGUAUUAUCAUAUGCCAAAGGCCUCUGGUGUGUUGAAGCAAAACAUGUCACCUAGUUUUCAGUGGAAAUGGGAUUUCAAACUGAAGAUUUGACCAGAUAAUUUAUAGUUGCCAAAAUAACAAGCACUUAUUUAAAAAAAAAAAAAAGGAAGAUACAGGACAACAAGUGGAUAUCAAAAGCAGCAUUACUCUGUUGUCUCUCUUUGUGGUUUAUUCAAUCUAUAAAGGCCUAUGCCGUGUCACACUGCAAGUAAGGUGAAAUACAAAUCUGGCUUAAAAUUUUAAUAUGGGAUUUAAUCAUGAGUUACAUUAGAUGUACAUCGCUUUGCAGUCCUAUCUCACUGUUUUUCCUGUAGCCUUUGUUUAAGUUAAUUCUGUCUUGGUGAGACAUUGUGUGAUUAUUUCUGUGUCCAAAUGAGGCCCCACAUUUACUCAUACACAUAUUCACACAUACCUAUAGUACUCAUACUCAUACUCAUGUCACACACACAAUUCACAUAGUAAAUUUAACUGGGUGUACGUGUGUGUGUGUGUGUGUGUGUGUGUGUCAGGCAGGUGCAAGCAGAGAGCCCAGUUGAGAUUACAGAGUGUUGACUCAGAGUAAGCAGUGUGCAACUCUAUCUGUUGCCUGUUAGUCAGGCAUUUAGGCUUAGCUUGCCGCUUGCCAAGGCCCAGCUUUGGUGUCACUUUAAGCAUUUCCUUGCCCCUGCUUCAUUUCUCUCCAAGCAAAGGCAGUGAAAAUGCUCUUUUUAAGCUGCCUGUUCCAUCUGCCUGUUGCCAAAUUGCAUUUGUCCAUAGGUAGAGAUGUUCCUUUCUGUAAUUUUUUCCCAGAUAUCCAUAAACACAGCAUUUUUAAAAUUACAGUUCAUAUCAGAAGAAUAGAAAUGGAAAAAAAAAAGUGAGAUUUCCCCAUCCAACCGUCAGUUGUCUCAUGCAGAAUCUUACUAGUGGCAGAACAGAAAUCAGGACUGAAGUAACCGAGAAAUGGGACACUGUAGUUUCUGUGGCUGUGCUGUCUAAAAAUGUGGGAGUCAUAUAAAACCAGGGCCAUGGCUAGGAUUUCAGUGGUCAUGAGCCCCGCAACACCGCCCUCACCAAUUUGACCAGGAAACAAAAAGAAUAAUCUCAGUUACUUCAGUUUUUUAUAUAUUAUUUAUUCAGUCAACUGUAAAGUUAUUCUUUAUGUAAAUGUUAUUUCUUAUCAAACUUUUUAUAUUUUAUAUUUAUUAUUAUGUAAAGUCCCCCCUGGUUGCAAAAACAUAGAGGAAAUGCCCUCAGUAUGUUUACUUGUAGCUACAACCCUGUACAAAACUGAGCCACUGAUACAGCUCAGGCCAGGCUACAGUUUGCUGUUUGUUAGUGAACCUGCACCACGCAGUUAAAAGAAGGUGGGAGAAGACUGUUCUGUUGGUUUUCAAAAUGAUCAAUGUGUCCUGGUUAGCUUGUUUACUGCUCCAACACUUUUGCAUACACUGCAAAAAACAGGAAGACUGACCUUGUAAAAGAAAAGAAAGGAGUCAGUGUUGUUAGUACAUGACAUGUAGACUAAUAAAUUUAUGUCCUGCUAACAGUGGAGACGAAUGAUGGCUGUGUGGGCAGAUUGCCAUAAAAUGUACUGAGCACAUUGAUGUUAAUCAGAGGAUGAACCCCUUGCUAUUUGGACUCUUUAUGAGCUUUCCUCUAGCGCCACCCUCAGGACAUAAUAUCAGCUUUGUACAUGAAAUAUCUAAAGCUAAUGAAUGGCCAGAAAGAAAUAGUUCACCUUUUGGCAAAUACACUUAUUUGCUCUCUUGAGUGAAAUUAAUAAUAAAUAAUAAAGACUGGAAACGGGGGGGGGGCUAGCCUGGUUCUGUCCAAAGGUAGAAACAAACCUACCGACACCUCUAAGGCUCACUGCACAUUAGGCUAUAUCUUGUCUGUUACCACAGCUAAGCUUGUGUAUUUCCCAGAUGUCUGUUCUGUACAUUUGCUCCCCAGAGGACAAAAGUGAAUUGUUUUGGUGACCUUUUCCUGACCCUUCUUCUUGGCUAAGUCUCCAGUCACUUUCUCUACCAGAAAUGUUACACUGAUUUACAAAGGUGAAGGGGGCUUCAUUUUUGAUGAGGAACUAACCAAAUUCUUUUAUCAUGUCUGCUUUUUCUCCUGCCUGACACUUUCACACACACAUUCAGACACACACAGACAAAACAACAUGCAUGUUAUGUCUGACCCUAAUCUGCACCAUGUUGUGUUGGCGUUGCAAACGGUAUACAGUCCAUGUCUGAGGCAGAUAUUGAUGACAUGAGAGCCUAACUCUCAAGUGGAAAUCCUGGACCACUGAAUCAGUCUCGGUGAUGGCAAACAGACUUGUGACAAAUCUCCAGCAUUCCUUUUUUGAUGAUGGACUACAGGCCUGGUCAGCAGCCUGAAUUAUGCAAUGACAACUAACUCCAACCCUAAUAUAGACGCGUGGUCCACAGACAAAAUAAAACAUGACAUGACUUCAUGUUACUUUUCAAAAACAACAGAGAAGUUGCCUUAACUCUUGCUUGUAUAAUCUCUACAGUUAAGACAAUGAUGCUCGCUUGUAAAGAAGACUCCCUUCUUUGUACAAAAUGAAAUAUACCAGAAACAACAACUUUGUUAUCUUGCUAGUGUCAAUGUAUAGAUGAUCAGCUUUUUCUGUAACUUGUAUGAACCCUCACAUUUUUGCUAAGAAGAAACCCUCCUCCUAAAUUCCUUGUUCCUAAACAUCCAAUCUGUUCAACGUUUUAACUUGUGGUGGACUGUCAAUCUUUUUGUGUACAUUUUAUAGUAUUAUUUAUUGUUGACAAGAUUUGCAUUUGCAAAUAAUAAAAAAAAGUGAAGGUGGUUUGACCUGAGCAUUCUAUUCCAAUGUAAAUGCCUGGUGAACAGUGAAAAGCUUUUUUUAAUUAUUAAAAUGGAGAAAACAGUGAUAUGAGGAGAUGAUCUUCUGUCUUUUUAUUAUGACGUUGUAACAUGUACAUAACAUGUGGCCAAAAUUGCUUUGGAAAAUAAUAAUUUUUUGUGUUGUAACAGUAUUUGUUUUAUCCAGUGAAUUGCUCAUGAAGACAAAUAAAUAAGAGGCACACACAA
Molecule: messenger RNA, 7991 nt
Organism: Dicentrarchus labrax (European seabass)
Lineage: Eukaryota; Metazoa; Chordata; Actinopteri; Moronidae
Gene: sobpa
Product: sine oculis binding protein homolog (Drosophila) a
Exons: 8
Coding region: 458-3202 (914 amino acids)
Biological process (GO): animal organ development
Cellular component (GO): nucleus
Source: RefSeq, a predicted model, not a curated record